AUGUCACGCGCACGCAGAUCCACCCGCCUCACAGGCGGUAAGACAAAGUAUACGAAUGACCCCUUCGAGGCAGCAGGGGUAAGCGACGAGUCAGACAACGGGUCCAAGGUACCCAAGGGAAGAAAAGAACAAGCCAGCGACGAGUCCUCCGACGAGGAAUUCCAAGCCAAUGACGAGCAAGAAGAAGAGGAAGACGAUGAGGAGGGGUCCGAAGAGGACGUAGCUGGGGAAAAUGACGGCGAAGAAGCCGACGAGGAAGAAUAUACCUCUGACCGCGGUCGCGGUGCCCAAAAGACUGUUGUCUCUCGACCGAGACACCAGAAGAAACGGCUCGGUAAUGACCUUGCUAUGCUGUCGAAGGAUGAGAUGCAUUCGCGGGGUACUCAUAGCUCGAUGGAGCAUAUGGGGAAGAUGCUCCAUAUGACGAUUACGUUUGGGACUGAUGAGAAGGAUCUCUUGUCUAUUGUUUAUGCGCGGGAGCGGUGGUAUCGGGGUGUUGAUUCUGGGUUUCCGAGUCGUGCUUCGCUGAAUGAGGCGCCGGAUGUGCCGGAUUGUGGCUUUGGGCCGACUUUUGGAGUUGAGCCGGAGGAUAUGAAGAGGGAGAGGACGCGCGGGUGGGAUUGGUAUUAUGAUGGGGAUGUGGGAGAGAGGUUUAGGAAGCGUCAGCGUCUGGAAGCCAUUACUGAGAAAGAAGUUUAUCAGAAGUUCAUUCCGCAGGCUAAGGAGAAGAAGCAUACAGUGCUGAUUGGGCCUGUUGAUGAUCAGAAAGUGUUCACAUUAGGACAUCAUGAGUCUUUCAAUUUUGGAGAAGCUUUUGGAGAGACUAAGGCGAAAGCGAAAGCAAAGCCGGGCACUGGUGGCAAGUCAAAAGGGCAGAAGGUUCAGUGUAUGGCAUGGGCUCCAAAUCAACCCGGCCUCACACAGUAUCUGGCCGUGUCUACGCCGAUAUCAAAAGGAGAGAAAGAAAAGUAUCCGGACCCGUUCAAGGACCGUGGUGCUCGAGCAUUUAGGCCUUCUCCUCCGUAUCCAUGUGCCUUGCAGCUCUGGAUGUUCAAGGCUGAGAGGGAGGAGUCACUUACAAAGCACAUUGAUAUGAACUUCAAACCAAAACUACGACUGGCCCUUUGCACUAAUUGGGGUGAUCUAAGACGAAUGGCCUGGUGUCCAGUACGUCGAGACCCUCGGGAAGAGGAUGAUGAUGACGUCUUGAAAUCUGUCGGGCUUCUUGCUGGUAUAUGGGGAGAUGGAUAUGUGAGGGUCCUUGAUGUCAAGCUUAGCCGCGACCCGAACAAGACUGAAUACUGGCUCCUACCUCAUACUAACGUUCCGAUAGACGCGGUGCAGUCCCCAGUCUUUGAAGCUAAGCCACCAUCGACUCUGUGUACAUGUUUAACAUGGCUCUCUCCGAGCGAUAUCGCUGUUGGUUGUGCCAACGGGUUCGUCGCUAUUUGGAGCAUUGUGCCUUCGCAGAACACUCCAUCCAACCCUUUCCCGUAUUUUUACCAACCAAUCCAUUCCACAUACGUUCUUAAUCUAGCGUCGGCUUAUCCAACAAAUGCUCAUCUAAUAACGACUACGUCCAUGGACGGAGAGACACGGCUAUGGUCGGUUUUAGAUCCCCAAACAGACACGGUGGAGUCUAACCGCAUGCGAGUGGGAUCGCCUUACUUAACGUACUCUCCUUUGCUACACUCAUUUCUCUCCAGCGACGAGAACGACUUCGCCCGACUUCUAGCCGUGCGACGAUUCUAUACUACGACGGCAGUAGCUAGAUUUCCCAGCACAGUUUCUUCGCUGGCCCCAUGCAGCGUCUGGCAUCCCAGCGUCAUGUACGGGUGCACUAGCGGUGCGGUCGUCGCGACGAAUCCCUUACGGCGAUUGUUGCACGUCAAAGAAAAGCAAUGGCAACAGACCUGGUUUACCCACGAGUGGGCGCGGGGUGACGACGCAAGCGAUCCAGGUAUCAGUAGGUUUCACGAUGGCUACCGUGCUGAGAGCAUUAGCCUACUACGGAACAUGAUGGGGGAUCGCAAGAUGGUGAACGGGGUUAUGAUGAUCACGAUCUAUGAAGAGGGAACGCAUGUUACCGCACUCUCCUGGAAUCCAAAUCAGGCAUGCGCAGGGUGGGCCAGUGCUGGUAUGGGCUGCGGACUGAUUCGAGUGGAGGAUCUGGCUACGUAA
Molecule: messenger RNA, 2181 nt
Organism: Aspergillus oryzae RIB40
Lineage: Eukaryota; Fungi; Ascomycota; Eurotiomycetes; Eurotiales; Aspergillaceae
Product: transcription factor TFIIIC subunit TFC6
Exons: 3
Coding region: 1-2181 (726 amino acids)
Biological process (GO): transcription by RNA polymerase III
Cellular component (GO): transcription factor TFIIIC complex
Molecular function (GO): protein binding
Source: RefSeq, a predicted model, not a curated record